Molecule: messenger RNA, 972 nt
Organism: Anopheles arabiensis
Lineage: Eukaryota; Metazoa; Arthropoda; Insecta; Diptera; Culicidae
Product: pyrimidodiazepine synthase-like
Exons: 4
Coding region: 153-926 (257 amino acids)
Biological process (GO): glutathione metabolic process
Cellular component (GO): cytoplasm
Molecular function (GO): glutathione transferase activity; glutathione dehydrogenase (ascorbate) activity
Source: RefSeq, a predicted model, not a curated record
UGUGCAGUGUGUGCAACACAAACAACACUACUGCUGCUCGUAUAAAAAGCCACCUCUUUGUUGAAGUCACACCGGCGGCCCGACUCGUCUCUAUUUUACCGGCAUCGGCUUUGAAACCUUAAAACCCUCGACCGCGAGUAACCCGCACAAUCAUGAGCAACGGAAAGCAUCUCGCCAAAGGUUCCAGCCCACCAUCCCUCCCGAACGAUGGUAAGCUGCGCCUGUACUCGAUGCGCUUCUGCCCGUACGCCCAGCGCGUCCACCUGAUGCUGGACGCGAAGAAGAUCCCGUACCACGCGAUCUACAUCAACCUGUCCGAGAAGCCGGAAUGGUACCUGGAGAAGAACCCGCUCGGCAAGGUGCCGGCACUGGAGAUUCCCGGCAAGGAGGGCGCCACCCUGUACGAGUCGCUCGUCCUGUCCGACUACAUCGAGGAGGCGUACUCGGCCCAGCAGCGCAAGCUGUACCCGGCCGACCCGUUCAGCAAGGCGCAGGACCGCAUCCUGAUCGAGCGGUUCGCCGGCUCGGUCAUUGGGCCGUACUAUCGCAUCCUGUUCGCGGCCGACGGCAUCCCGCCCGGUGCCAUCACCGAGUUCGGCGCGGGGCUGGACAUUUUCGAGAAGGAGCUGAAGGCGCGGGGCACCCCGUACUUCGGGGGCGAUAAGCCGGGCAUGAUCGACUACAUGAUCUGGCCGUGGUGCGAGCGGGUCGAUCUGCUCAAGUUUGCGCUCGGCGAUAAGUACGAGCUGGACAAGGAGCGGUUCGGUAAACUGCUGCAGUGGCGAGAGCUGAUGGAAAAGGACGACGCCGUAAAGCAGUCGUUCAUUUCGACCGAGGACCACACGAAGUUCCUGCAGAGCCGCAAGAACGGUGAAAACAACUACGAUAUCUUGGCAAAUGACGCUAAAAGGCCACGGUUGGAAUAAGAAGAAAAGGACGUAUCGUUUAUCACAAUUCCCUCUGCGACUGAAA